This is a messenger RNA of Alnus glutinosa, 1392 nucleotides long. RefSeq names its product cytochrome P450 85A-like. The transcript has 9 exons. NCBI's taxonomy places the organism in Eukaryota, Viridiplantae, Streptophyta, Magnoliopsida, Fagales, Betulaceae. Gene Ontology annotation, biological process: sterol metabolic process. Bases 1 to 1392 code for a protein of 463 amino acids. Gene Ontology annotation, molecular function: iron ion binding; monooxygenase activity; heme binding. The record is from RefSeq and is a predicted model, not a curated record.
AUGGCACUCUUCUUGUUUUACUGUCUAGCUUUGGGCUUCUUUAUCUGCUUUGCUCUGUUAAAAAGGAAUGAGAUAAGGUAUAGAGGGAAACGGUUGCCACCAGGAACAAUGGGGUGGCCUCUUUUUGGUGAAACUGUAGAAUUUCUCAAAGGAGGACCUUCUUUCAUGGAGAACCAGAAAGCAAAGUAUGGAAGUGUUUUCAAGUCCCACAUAUUAGGUUGUCCUACCAUUAUCUCUACGGAUGCAGGGCUCAACAGAUAUAUCCUUAUGAAUGAAGGAAAAGAAGGGCUUGUUCCUGGCUACCCGAAGUCCAUGCUAGAUCUUAUAGGGAAGGCCAACGUUGCUGCUGUGCAUGGUUCUGCUCACAAAUUCAUUAGAAUGUCACUGCUAUCUCUUAUUGGUCCUUCAGCAAUUAAAGAUCAGCUUUUUCCAUAUAUUGAUAAGUUCAUGAGACUUUUUAUCGACAAUUGGGAUGGCAAAAUUAUUGACAUUCAGGAAAAAACCAUCGAGAUGGCAUUUUACAUAACCUUCAGGCAGAUUGUGGAAUCUGAAUCAGAUAUAGUCUAUGGAACUUUCAAAACGGAGUUUGAUAAGGUAGCAACAGGAACACUUUCAUUGCCUAUCAGCAUUCCAGGCACAAAUUACUAUGAGGGGUUAAAGGCAAGGAAGAGACUCAUCAGAAUCUUGAAGCAAAUUAUGGCAGAGAGGAGAGUUUCUCUGAGAAAUCAUAAUGACAUGCUUGCUGAGCUUCUAGGAAACGAAAAUACCAAAUAUAAUCUAAACGACGAGCAGAUAUAUGAUCAAGUAUUUACGCUUUUGUAUUCAGGUUAUGAAACUGUCUCCAUUACAACGAUGAUGGCCAUUAAGUAUCUCCAUGAUCAUCCCAAAGCUCUUCAAGAACUUAGAGAAGAACAUUUAGCAAUACGAGAAAGAAAAAGACUGGAGGAUCCAAUUGACUGGAACGACUACAAGUCUAUGAGUUUUACCCGUGCUGUGAUCCUUGAAACCUCGAGGUUGGCCACCGUUGUGAAUGGUGUACUGAGGAAGACAACACAAGAUGCAGAAUUGAAUGGAUUCAUCAUUCCAAAAGGCUGGAGAAUAUAUGUUUACACAAGGGAGCUCAACUAUGACCCACUCCUCUAUCCAGAGCCUUUUACGUUCAAUCCUUGGAGAUGGCUGGGCAAGAGCUUGGAGUCUCACGGCCACUUCUUCUUAUUUGGAGCAGGAAUCAGGCUGUGUCCUGGAAAGGAGUUGGGAUUAGUCAAAAUUUCUACAUUCCUUCACUAUUUUGUUACUAGAUACAGAUGGGAGGAAGUUGGAGAAUGCAAGAUCUUAAAGUUCCCAAGAGUUGAAGUACCAAAUGGGUUGCACAUAAGGGUAUCAAAGUACUAA